AUGCUCCGAAAGGAGGCCCAUUCGGGGGCACGGGGGCCUCGCCGACGCCUCUUCCGAGGGCUCCGAUGCUCGGAAGGGAAGGGGCCCGGCCCAGGGGAAUCGGGCUGCUGGUCUGCAGGCACCUCCUCAGCAGAGGUGGUGGAGGACCAGGGCUGGCACCCUGGAUCUUUUCCUUCGGAGCCCCCAGCUGUGCUGGCCGUAGACAUGGGCAGAGAUCAAGGCCCCGGGCUCUGCGAUCUCUGCAGGAGCCGGUCCCCCGGGGCUGCCUGGCUUUUGACCACUGGCGCCUUACCUCCUCUGCCCCUUGGCUGCGUCUUUCUGCCUGGGCCCUUUCCUCUGGAAUCAAAUGCCUGCCUCUCCGCUACCCGUGUGUCCCUUCUUACAAAAGGAGGCAUCCUUCAAAGCCGGGCAAAUGCCACGGCAAGCGGGGGGAGUUCGAAGCAGCCCGGUGCCCCUGCGGCCCAGGAGCAGAGGGUGGGCGAGGCCGGCGGGGGGCCCUCUGGGCCGCCUCACAGACGCUGGGCGUCACCGGGCCCCUCCGCGAAGCCCCCUAAACUCUCCCUCCUUUCUCUGCCUGCAGGGGGGUUGCCACAGCUCCUCCUCGCCCUGCUGGCAGUGGCGAUCCGCGCCUCGGGCGGCUGCCCCGUGGACUGCGUCUGCUACCCAGCGCCCAUGACGGUCAGCUGCCAGUCCCACAACUUCCUCACCAUCCCGGAGGGCAUCCCGGAGGAGAGCGAGCGCGUCUUCCUGCAGAACAACCAGAUCUCCCUGCUGCUGCGGGGCCACUUCAGCCCCUCGCUGGUCACCCUCUGGGUGUACUCCAACAACAUCACCUUCAUCGACCCAAACACCUUCGCGGGCUUCGUCCACCUGGAGGAGCUCGACCUGGGCGACAACCGCAACUUGCGGGAGCUGUCGGCGGAGACUUUCCACGGGCUGGUCCGCCUCCACGCGCUGCACCUGUACAAGUGCGGGCUGAGCUCCCUGCCCAGUGGCCUCUUCCAGGGCCUGCACAACCUGCAGUACCUCUACCUGCAGGACAACCACAUCGACUACCUGCACGAAGACCUCUUUGCCGACCUCGUCAACCUGAGCCACCUCUUCCUGCACGGGAACAAGCUCUGGAGCCUGCACCAGAACACCUUCCGGGGCUUGGUCAACCUGGACCGGCUGCUCCUGCACCAGAACCAGCUGCAGAGCGUCCACCGGCGGGCCUUCCAUGACCUCCGGCGGCUCACGCUGCUCUUCCUGUUCAACAACAGCCUCUCCGAGCUCCAGGGGGCGGCCCUGGCCCACCUGGGGGCCCUGGAGUACCUGCGCCUGAACGGGAACCCCUGGAACUGCGACUGCCGGGCCCGGUCCCUCUGGGACUGGCUGCGCCGCUUCCGGGGCUCCAGCUCCAGCGUCAUCUGCGAGUUCCCCCCGCGCGUCCAGGGCCGGGACCUGAAGGAGCUCCCGGCCGAGGACUUCCGCGGCUGCUCCAGCUCGGAGUCCCUGCACCAGAUCAACGUUCCCCGGCUCCCCUCAGCCGACAGGGCGCCCCCCAGGGACCACCCCCCACUCCACUCCUCCACGGAGAAGGGCAAAGCAGGCGAGCACAGCCUCCCGCCCGGCCAGCGCCCGGGCUACCGGAAGCCCAGCAAGAACUGCACCAAAAGCCGCAACCGGACCACCAAGCCGUCCUCCCUGGGGCCCUGGAAGACCGCGGAGGAGAUGCCGGGCCACGAGCACAAGACGGAGCACGGCAUGCUGCCGAAGCCGAAGGGCAAGUGCCCACGGACGCCCAUCCUGCCGCCCAGCGGGGUGCAGCAGGCGGCGGGGGGGCGCGCGGGGCGCAGGGGCGAGGGCGGCGGGGGGCACCCAGGCCGCGCUCCUGGCCUGGGUGCUCACCUUGGUGGUGAUCAUCCGCUGACCGCCCCCGAGCCACACCGGGCCACCGCUGGUCCCCGGCGCCCCGGCGUUGUUGUUGCUUCUUUUUCUCUGCGCGAGUGUCUGGCUGUGUGGAGACCGCCACUCCGGCCGGGCCCGCUCCUGGCCCUCGCCCGCGGCCAGCACGGGGAUCCCACGGGCCUGGACUGCGUGGACCACGCUGAGCGCAGCAGGGAUGGGAUGACAGCAGCCCGAGGGAGCACCUGCGGAAGGGAGCCGUCCCCCCAGCCCACGCCAGAGUGA
This is a messenger RNA of Varanus komodoensis (Komodo dragon), 2172 nucleotides long. RefSeq names its product reticulon 4 receptor like 1 (gene RTN4RL1). Bases 1 to 2172 code for a protein of 723 amino acids. Gene Ontology annotation, molecular function: protein binding. Gene Ontology annotation, cellular component: plasma membrane. The record is from RefSeq and is a predicted model, not a curated record. The transcript has a single exon. NCBI's taxonomy places the organism in Eukaryota, Metazoa, Chordata, Lepidosauria, Squamata, Varanidae.